UCAGAGAUGCCAGGAGUGUGGCAGACAGGCAGACACAGGUUUAGAAGAUUCCAACCCUAGCUCUGGCCAGAGCAUUUCACGUGCAAUCACAUUGUGACAUGCGAAUGACAACCUGGUUGCAAUGUAUCACAGACAACCACAAGAUCGUUAUUAUUAUGAUAAUCCGUCGUGCACACACCACAGACAGCAGUAGACUCGCCACCCCCACCCCAUUGCCUCCUGCAGCUCGGGCUCUUUGGUGCCCGGAACUCUCCGCGCGGGCUGGGUUGCAGCGGGGAGGACCCUGCUCGUGGGGCUCCCGGCCGGAAGCCUCCCGGGAGUGGGGACGUGUCUCUGCGCUGCCGGGCCGAGCGUGUGGCCGUCGCGAGCCGCUGCCAUGGACUCGGCCAGUCUGGUGGAGGAGCUGCAGCUCCGCGUGCGGGAGCUGGAGGAGGCGCUGGCCCGGGAGCGGGGCGGCGGCGGGCAGGGCCAGCGGGCUCGCAUCGAGCGGAUGAGCCCGGAGGUGACCGACUCCAACCCCUACAGCCGCCUGAUGGCAUUAAAACGAAUGGGAAUUGUGAAAGAUUAUGAGAAAAUCCGUACCUUUACGGUAGCAGUAGUAGGUGUUGGUGGAGUUGGCAGUGUGACUGCUGAAAUGUUGACAAGAUGUGGCAUUGGUAAGCUGCUCCUGUUUGAUUAUGACAAGGUGGAGUUGGCGAACAUGAACAGGCUCUUCUUCCAACCUCAUCAAGCUGGACUAAGUAAAGUGCAGGCAGCGGAGCAUACUUUGAGGAAUAUUAAUCCUGAUGUUCAGUUUGAAGUACAUAACUACAAUAUCACAACAGUGGAUAACUUCCAACAUUUCAUGGACAGAAUAAGUUAUGGUGGGUUAGAAGAAGGGAAACCUGUUGAUCUUGUACUGAGCUGCGUGGACAACUUUGAAGCUCGUAUGGCGAUUAACACUGCCUGCAAUGAGCUUGGACAAACAUGGAUGGAAUCUGGAGUGAGUGAAAAUGCAGUCUCAGGACAUAUACAACUUAUCAUACCUGGUGAAUCUGCUUGUUUUGCGUGUGCUCCCCCACUUGUAGUUGCUGCUAAUAUUGAUGAAAAAACAUUAAAGCGAGAGGGAGUUUGUGCAGCCAGCCUUCCUACCACUAUGGGAGUAGUUGCAGGGAUUCUUGUACAAAAUGUUCUGAAGUUUUUAUUAAAUUUUGGUACUGUGAGUUACUAUCUUGGUUACAAUGCGAUGCAGGAUUUCUUUCCAACUAUGGCCAUGAAACCAAACCCACACUGCAGUGACAAAAAUUGCAGGAAACAGCAGGAAGAAUACAAGGAAAAAAAGGCUGCACAACCAAAACAAGUAGUAGUUGAACAGGAAGAAGAAAUAGUGCAUGAAGACAAUGACUGGGGUAUUGAGCUGGUAUCGGAGGUUUCAGAAGAGGAACUGAAGGCUGCUUCUGGUCCACUUCCUGAUCUUCCAAAGGGAAUUACAGUAGCAUAUACCAUACCAAACAAGGAAGAGAAUGUUGUAGCUGGGGAAACAACAGUGGCAGAAUCUGAGGAAAGCCUAGAAGAACUCAUGGCCAAGAUGAAGAACAUGUAGGCAAAUGGAAUAUUGAAUUUAACAUUUGGGAUCUUGCACUAGAGCUGAAUCAAGAAAUAUCACAAGAAAUAAGAUCCUGUAAGAAAUUCCUUUCUUAAAACUUGAACUUUUGGUAAAACAGAACUAUAAAAACUUGGAGAUGGCAUCUCAUAACUGUAUUCUGCUGUCUAUAUACUGCUUUAAAAUACAAAGUUGUACUACUGUAAGUUUUCAUUUCUCAUCAUGCUAGGGUCCAAAUCUCUAGGGGAAAAUUAAAGAUAAUAGACAAACUGACACAAAAAAAGUAAGCAUCGCACAUGAUGUGGAAUGAUAUUCCACAUGUUGGCAAUAUGGGGGAAAUUAAAGGUGGAGUAACCUUAUCUGGAUAGAGUGGUUCAGGGGAUUGAUAAUGGAGUCUUUAACAUGUACAUUACCGCUUCAAAUGUAAACCAGAUUUGUGGUAGUUGUAAGCAUCCUGCUGGCUACUGUUCAAUGGACUAUGCUGUCUAAGUUUGUAGUGUGGCUGUACCUGUGUUGUGGGUAAAUGGAAGGCUUCAAUCUUUUCAUAGGCCAUAAAUUUCACUAGAAAAAUUUUAAAGGGUUCAGUGAUUUGUCAGUUUGUGUCACAUCCCUAUUCUUUCAUAAACAAGUAUUUAUGUAUGUAUUGCUUUGUGUUUGAUAGUGGUGUGAGUAUGCAGUUGUAAGGCACAAGUGUUUUGGUAUGAAUUCUUUGUUACUGGGUCAAUGACUGAGUUGACCAAAACAGCUCCUAGCAUGUCAUCACUGCAGCUGAUGAGAAUUUUUACUAUGUAAACACAUGGCUAUGACUUAUCACUGAAAAAAAUUAACUGCACAGGAAACUUCAGUCUUCUCAAAAACACCUAAAAACCAUUCUUUGUUUACUUUUAAAAUCUAGUUAUUUAGCUCAGGGGUUCUCAAACUGGGGAUUGGAACCCCUCAGGGAGUCACAAGGUUAUUACAUGGGGGGGUUGCAAGCUGUCAGCCUCUACCCCAAACCCUGCUUUGCCUCCAGC
Molecule: messenger RNA, 2595 nt
Organism: Mauremys mutica (yellowpond turtle)
Lineage: Eukaryota; Metazoa; Chordata; Testudines; Geoemydidae
Gene: UBA5
Product: ubiquitin like modifier activating enzyme 5
Exons: 14
Coding region: 377-1582 (401 amino acids)
Biological process (GO): protein ufmylation
Cellular component (GO): cytoplasm; cytosol
Molecular function (GO): UFM1 activating enzyme activity
Source: RefSeq, a predicted model, not a curated record